AUGACAGUUUUACCUCAGAAUCCUCUAGAAUAUCGGGUUAAAGGUAAAAUUCGAUUACCUUACGCAAAUGUAGUCGAACCUUUUGAAGCAUGGUAUUCUGCUACCUUGGGCAAGAGUCUAAUUAGCUAUUUUUCUGGGAUGGAUACUAUUUUCAAUUUUUAUCAACCUCAAAGUCAUGGAGUAAUUUGGGAAAUCUGUCCUAUACCUCGAUCUGAUGGCAUUAUCAAACAAACUUGUCUUGGACGUCGAGGAACGCGAUUAAAACCGAUUCGAGCUCAGCCAUUUAUUCCUAAUUUUCAACAAUUUCAUCUAGAGAAACAAAACAUAUAUUAUCGUCAUACCUUUUGUGAUAAAUGGACAUGGAAUAAAACGAUAUUGCAUAAAAUUAAUCGCUACACCUUCUAUACUAAACAUGCAACUUCUAUUCCGAUUCAAUUGAUCAUGUUUGGCUAUAAUAACUUAUUUCAUAAUCAUUACGAUCAUUAUAUCAUCGAUUAUGAAGAAUACGAAGGUUAUCAACCGCAUCAACUUCGUGAUGAAAAGAUAUUUCAAUUGCCCAAUAAUAUACCAUGUCGACUACUAUCUAGUAAAAGACUUUAUGAUCAUCAUUACCAACAGCAAAGACUAAUUAAUUCCAUGCAAUCGCUUAUCCCAGCUGAACAAACCAUUGAUGAUCCAGUUGAUUCUUUAUUUCAUCAAUUUACCCAUCAGUAUAAUAAAACCUAUCGAUAUAGAGAUCAUCAUCAACACGCCAAAAGACAAAAUUAUUUUCGCCAACAUUUACGUUUUAUUCAAUCAACAAAUAGGAAAGGGUUAAAGUAUCAACUAAAAUUAAAUCACUUUGCUGAUAGAUCGGAUAAAGAACUUUGGAAUUUUACACAACGUCAUUUUAAAUUAAAUUACGGCAAAUUAGAACAUGAUGUUAAGAAUUUUAUUACUCGAUAUAAACUGCCUUUCGCAUUAGAUUUAAAUCAAAGUAUAGCAGAUCAUUUGGAUUGGAGAGAUAGAGGCGCUAUAUCGAAGAUAAGAGACCAAGGCAUGUGUAGUUCUUGUUGGGCGCUAUCAACUACUCAAGCAAUCGAAAGUGCUUUAUAUAUCCAAACUGGUGAGAAAGUAGAACUAUCAUCUCAAAGUUUAGUAGAUUGUAGUUGGCCAUUUGGUAAUCAAGGCUGUUCUGGUGGAUUUAUUAGUCAUACUUUAGCCUGGAUUAUUAAGCAAAGAGGUAUUCCAACCAAAUCCAGUUAUGGACAAUACCUAGGUCGAAAUGGUUACUGUCAUCAUCAUGAUCUAACUACAGGGGCUAAAUUGAAAGGUUAUUCUCAAAUUCCUCAAGGGAAUAUGAAAGCAUUAAAAGUGGCCUUAGCUAAAGUUGGACCUGUUACUGUAAGUAUCAAUACAAGCCCGAAAAGUUUCUUAUUCUACUCAUCUGGAGUAUUUUAUAAUGAUCAAUGCCUUGGAGAUUAUGCACACCUUGAUCAUAAUGUUCUAGCAAUUGGUUAUGGCCGACAACAUGAUCAAGAUUACAUUUUAAUUAAGAAUUCAUGGUCUGCCUAUUGGGGGGAUCAUGGUUAUAUUAAAAUAUCAACAAGAAAUAAUAACUGUGGGCUAGCAACAAAUGCUUAUUAUCCAAUAUUGGCAUUAAACAACUGA
Messenger RNA from Trichoplax adhaerens, 1650 nucleotides. RefSeq lists its product as uncharacterized. Gene Ontology annotation, molecular function: cysteine-type endopeptidase activity. The record is from RefSeq and is a predicted model, not a curated record. Gene Ontology annotation, cellular component: lysosome. The transcript has a single exon. Lineage: Eukaryota; Metazoa; Placozoa; Uniplacotomia; Trichoplacea; Trichoplacidae. Gene Ontology annotation, biological process: immune response. The coding region runs from base 1 to 1650 and encodes 549 amino acids.